UUAAUUGACAAGUUGUUACGUGAAUUCGCCAAGGAAAAUUUUGGAGAUCGAGAGGGACAUUAUAUCCCUGUUGUCCAUGGCCAAACUCAAGAUAUUAAGUUAUUUACGCUGGUGGUAAGGACAUCUAGGUACGUUCUGGAACGCCCGUUUAAACGAUAUACGUAUACAGUUGUGGGGGAACUAGAACAUUACGUAGCAGAUGGAAAAAGGGACGAAUAUGAAGCCUUGAAGAACAAAAAGGUUGUAAAAGAUGAGAUGGCGUCAGUAGGGGGAAGUGAAGAUGGCAGCGGUGCUGCAAGGUAAACUUACAUUACUGAAAAAAUUUCCCUGCAUGAUACUGAUACAGAAAGUUAACAUUUACUAGUUUUCGCCUCGUUACAGUAAUUUAUAUUCAUAGCUUACUUAAACCUGCCCCAGUGGCUUUAGAAAGCUCAAUUUGUUGUCUUGUUAGAAACUGAAUAAUAGAGGGAAGGUCUUGGACCCUUUGAGGAGCUAUUUAGUUUUUUCUGCGAACAAAUUUGCCGCGUAGUUUCUUACAUUGUUUGAUUGUUAUAGCGGAGCUCCACGCGCGCGCGAAGCGCGCGCGUGGGCGGAGCCCCAUUGCUAAGUAAAUCUACCCAUCCCAGAAAAUUUGGUAAUCACGUGACCGCACACCGACCGCCGGUUCGUCCGCACCACAGGACAACCAAUGUUUACUCACACAUUUUAACUAGUUUGGGAGCCCAAGAGAAAACUAAUUUCACAUCAAUGUUGUGAUCAAUUGACAGCUGUCAAAACAGGACAUCUGCUGACCAGUAUCACCUGACCGUACCGCGGGCUCAAGUGUUGACCCAGCGAGGUCGAGUAUUUUUUGAAGUUAUCCGCUGAUUAAUUACCAGUUUGAAAUGAUCGCAGGCUCAAGUUUAUUUUUUCCAAGGAUUCAUAUCAAAUAUGUUGUGUUUAUGUCACUAUGGCCCCGCACUAUCAGAAUUUUGAUUUCAAACUGACUUCGGAAGCGAAAAUUCAGCCAGUUUUUUUAAAAGUUUCAGGCGGGGAAGACCUUAUCUUACCAUGGUCACGCGUUGGUCACGCUCUACGUCCAAUUUUUAUACUCUGAUUGAUCAAAAUUUGACAGGUGAGUUCGUGCGAAAAAAUUAUGCAGCAUCUUGAAAAUUGUUUACUUUGACAGCUGAAGCUGAAGGGUUUUGUGUCAACUUGUGAUGUUUUUAACUGUCUUUUUCUUCUGGAUGUACAAAAUGAAAUACAGCUGCUAUCAAGAGUCUUCUGUUAUUCAUGGCUGGUUUGUUUACUGGGUUUUUGGUUGAGGAACGCGUCGCUUAUCAAAAUUUGGUAAUUCGAUUUCGGAUGGCAUCGUUUUCGUUUUUCACCUUGCUUAAUGCGUAAGAGGGUUUAAAAGUCUCAAGCAACUGUGGCUUUCCUUGAUAGCUUUCAGGGACUGAAUCUCGAAUGGUAAGCCUGAGUAACUAUUGUAUUUGAUGUUUGUUUUUUAAUUUCAUGAAGUCUUGCACAUUCACGCUGACAGUUUAUGCGGCAAGUUUAUGCACGUUUGUAGCCGUAGUUUGAGUCAAUGAUCUGACCUAGUAUCAGGUUUGAACGGUUUGAUAUAAGCUUACAGAACUUUAAAAAGCCUCCAGAUAUAUUUGCUCACCACAGAUAGAAAGAAAACGUUCCGAAGAAUAUUUAGUUAUAAAUUUGGCUGUAGAAAGAAAACUUUGAGCGAUUUUCUUGCUUCGAGGAGUUCACCUUGGAAAACAGUAAACACCCGUGCUUAAGCCGGCUUAUAAAGCUUCACGCCGAGACUCAGGAUUUUUAGAGACACUUUAAUGCUUGUCUUCAUGAAUGAAAAUUGUUAUGUCUGUAAAUGUUUCACCGAAUUAUACUUCUUUUUUUGAUUGUUAGUAGUCUCUCUUGCAAUUUUAAUCGCUUGUCUGUGCCGUUUGUUUUCAUCGUUCAUGAACAUGGCUUGCAGGAGUACUCAAUGUCGCGCGUAUCAAACGCUUUAUAAGAUUACACAUCGUUAUAACUGAAACCAUUAAAUAACAAAAAAAAUAAUAAUAAAUUCGCUAUUAUGUUGAAGCUUAACUCUAUUAAAGUUCAUUCAAACACUCGACCACACUCAGGGGCACCCAACGGCAAUUUUCGGGAAAAUAUCUGUUCGGAAGACGAUUUGAGAACUAGAAUUUUCGGAACAUUUGUUGUAAAAUUUCUUGCUUGCCUGCCUCUCCUAGGAUUUUCGAACAUCUACAAAUUGGUAUAAUUACCCAUUUUAAACGGAUAUUCACCCUAAAAAAGGUCACCUAGAAUUUUCGGGAGCCUUUUCCUGGCUGAAAUUUUCGAAAAGGUAAGUUUCGAUCCCUAUAAUUUUCGGAUCACUAGACUUUCAGCUAGGAAAUCCGAACAGAUGAAAAGUUUUUAGGGGAUAAAAAUAUGCCUGUAUCUACCGUUUAAAUACUAAAAUACGUUCAACAAUGCUAUGUUAAGUGGUUUUGAACUAUAUCCUUGUUGGGUGCCCCUGCACACUGACAGCUCGCACUAUAGAAACGAGAACCGGCUGCCCAUAUGGGUGAUUUUGGAAAUUUUUGAACGGUUUCGCUUUACGAUUGAUCGUCCUGAAUAUUGACUGAGUGCAAUUUGUCUUGAAAAAUUGUGAAACACUGCAUUCUGUCCGCGGUCUGUAUGAUAAAUAGUACUGUUUCACCUCAAAGGUGAUGUACAAAAAUUAUAAAAGGUUGGUUUAAACACCCCCAGAUUUGUUGGCAAGAAUUUGUAAAGUAAACCUGUCGAACGCAAAAAAAUUCGGCGUGAUUUGUUUCCCAAGAAUUUGUUUUCGAGGCCUAAUCUACUGUGAUCUUGAAUGUGAUCGAAGAUGUUUGCUAUUUUUUGGGUGUACAUAUAAGGUUAUCAAUUCGAUGUAAGAUGUUUCACUCUCAAAUAAUUUAGCCUUUCCCUCAAACGUCACAUGAAUGUGCCCUUAAGUUAAAUGAUUUGUAGAUUAAAAGUUUAUUUUUUGAUUUAAAUUAUAAAUUUAUUAAUUGGAGCUUCGCUUUUAGCCCUGGCUAAAUCUAUAUAUUAUUUGUAUACAAUUUGCAACAAUGACCAUAGAUUCAUUUCUAGUGUGAUACGCUUUUGGUAGCUAUUGUCACAGCAUUUGGCUAUCAUUUAUUAUUUUAUGCUCUCUAAAUCCAUAUUCCGCGAUACAGACAAAUGCAAGCCACUUUAUACAAAAGGAUACAUUGAAGUGGAUGUGACAGCCAUACCAGUAAUCCUUUUAGAGGAGUAAACCAUCUCACUUCCUUUCACGGAUUACUUCCGGCAUGUGACCCCUGUCACACUGAAUAAUUUCUCAGCCAAUCAGAUAAAAGCUGUCACAUAAACAGUGCUCAAUUCAGCAAAACAACAGUCCAGCCUCUCUCGCCGAGGUUCUUAUGAAAGUUUCUGUCUCUUCCUUUGGGAGAAUCCAAGUUUCCUCCUAAGAUAGAGACAGGACUGUUUUUUCCUGACGGUUAGAAGACACCCAAUCACCACUAAGAUUAGUGAUCACACCCGCGUAUAUUGGUGGAACAUUUGCUUGGAAUAAAGUGCUCCCUUACUUGUGACCCUUUGUGACCCCUACUUGUUACUGCUUAAUCCAGGGAAAUGGUAAUCAACACAACCACCCCUCUAUAGCCAAGGGGGUUCUUCGACAGAGGAUUAUCACCUCUCAGAACCCUGGAGGAUUAUCACUCCAAGAGAGAACUAUAACCAUUCACAACCCUGGAGGAUUAUCAACCCCUAGAGAGAAUUAUUACCUGUCACGACCAUGCGGGAUUAUCACCCCCUGGAGAGGACAAUCACCUGUCACGAACCUGAGGGAAUAUCACCCUGAGGGAGGACUUACAGCUCUCGCUACCAUGUGGGAUUAUCACUCAGAGAGAGGAUUAUCACCUGUCACGACCCUGAUAGUCUGCUAAACAACCAUUCUUAGUGUCGUCACACAACCGUUUGUGGGGAGGAGCGUUGCGUGACGACACUAAGAACCGCUGUGUAGCAGACUACGACCCUGAGGGAUUAACACUCCGACCUAAGCGGAUUAUCACCUCUCACGACCCUGGGGGUUGUCACCUGCUAAAGAGGACUACCAAUGCUCGCGAUCUUGAGGGAUUAUUAACCGCUAGAGUUAGUGUUUCGUGUUACGAAAGUCAUUCUAACUAUUUAUUUCCUUAAAAAAAGUAAUGUAGAAAGUAAUCAGUUGUAAAAAGUCCCCUUUAUAAAUAAUCAGAUCGUCAAUACCUGCACUUUUUUUAUUAAUGUAAUUUUACCCAGUAGUACACUUACUAACAUUUUCUCUUGUGCGUAACAUGCACGCAGAUUAAAUUGUCCCCCAUACGAAUUUUUUUGCUUCUUGAUUCAGCUCUUUUGCAGUUGGAGCCCACGCUGCUAAUAUUGCCAAUAUUGAGAUCAAGAUAAAUGAAGACCUGAGAUCCCUAGAGCUAGGGGGAAUGGAUCAGGAAUACAUACUUGACCCAGACCUACGUGAAGUGUUGGCCAAAACAGAACUAGAUAUCAAUAAAACAGGAGUGUUUGAAGACCAAGAACUGCGUUUGACAACCUCAGUGAUUUACAGUCAGCGUUUUGUAGUUAAAGGCAACAGAAAAAACGAGGUACUUUAG
This is a messenger RNA of Porites evermanni, 4649 nucleotides long. Lineage: Eukaryota; Metazoa; Cnidaria; Anthozoa; Scleractinia; Poritidae. The record is from the annotation of a GenBank genome assembly.